Messenger RNA from Rhopalosiphum maidis (corn leaf aphid), 733 nucleotides. RefSeq names its product histone H3-like. The record is from RefSeq and is a predicted model, not a curated record. Gene Ontology annotation, cellular component: nucleosome. The transcript is spliced from 2 exons. The coding region runs from base 1 to 681 and encodes 226 amino acids. Lineage: Eukaryota; Metazoa; Arthropoda; Insecta; Hemiptera; Aphididae. Gene Ontology annotation, molecular function: protein heterodimerization activity; DNA binding; structural constituent of chromatin.
AUGGCGCGUACGAAGCAGACAGCCCGCAAGUCUACGGGAGGAAAGGCUCCCAGGAAGCAGCUGGCCACCAAAGCCGCCCGUAAGAGCGCACCUGCCACCGGAGGAGUGAAGAAACCACAUCGUUACCGUCCAGGAACCGUCGCUCUCCGUGAAAUCCGUCGUUACCAAAAGAGUACCGAACUAUUGAUCCGCAAAUUACCGUUCCAACGUCUGGUGCGUGAAAUUGCCCAGGACUUCAAGACUGACUUACGUUUCCAAAGUUCCGCCGUCAUGGCGUUGCAGGAAGCCAGCGAAGCUUAUUUGGUCGGUUUAUUCGAAGAUACUAACCUGUGCGCUAUUCACGCCAAACGUAAACUACAUAAAAUCAACAUGACCGGACGCGGUAAAGGAGGAAAAGGUCUUGGAAAAGGAGGCGCCAAACGUCAUCGUAAAGUACUUCGUGAUAACAUCCAGGGAAUCACCAAGCCUGCCAUUCGUCGGUUAGCUCGUCGUGGUGGUGUGAAGCGUAUCUCUGGUUUGAUUUACGAAGAAACCCGCGGUGUGUUGAAAGUAUUCCUGGAGAACGUAAUCCGUGAUGCAGUCACCUACACCGAACACGCCAAACGAAAGACCGUUACCGCCAUGGACGUCGUUUAUGCCCUGAAACGGCAAGGACGCACCUUGUACGGUUUCGGAGGUUAAUCCACAUACAUUCCCUACCCACCACGUACAUCUUCUAAAAAGGCCCUUUUCA